Fibroporia radiculosa is the source of this 294-nucleotide messenger RNA. RefSeq lists its product as uncharacterized. NCBI's taxonomy places the organism in Eukaryota, Fungi, Basidiomycota, Agaricomycetes, Polyporales, Fibroporiaceae. Bases 1 to 294 code for a protein of 97 amino acids. The record is from RefSeq and is a predicted model, not a curated record. The transcript has 2 exons.
AUGGGGAAACUGAAUAUUGCUCACCACAAGUCUUAUCAUCCCUAUCGUAGAGACAACAUCGAGCGGGUCCGCAAAGAUGAGGAGGAGGCACGCUUGCGAGAGGCGGUCGAGGAGGGUCGGAUGAUGUUGGCGGACUCUGAAGCUCGCAUGGAUACGUUAAGACAGCGAGCUGGCGCAAGUCGUUUGAGGCCUGGGCACCAGGAGGACGUCCCUGAAGCAGUGCCUCAGGCGGGGUCAUCGACCAUUACCUCAAAAGGGCACAUCAACCUCUUCGAACAUUUAGAACAGGCAUGA